Durio zibethinus is the source of this 2132-nucleotide messenger RNA. NCBI's taxonomy places the organism in Eukaryota, Viridiplantae, Streptophyta, Magnoliopsida, Malvales, Malvaceae. The record is from RefSeq and is a predicted model, not a curated record.
AAUCGAUGUUUCCAGCUGACACAAACUCAUAAACUGAAGCAGAAUUCUCAGACAAGAAAUCUGAGCUCAAAAAAUGGAUCAAAAACACCCAACAAUCAACCCCCAAAAUGGCUUCAAUUCAAAGACAAAAACUUUUCACAGCUUAAGGCCACCCAUUAAACUUCCUCCUGAACAACUUCCUUCGACGGUGACUGCCCAUUCUCUCUCUCUCCAAGCCACCUCUCCUUGGCCUGACUCGGUUGCUCUCAUCGACUCAGCUACCGGCCAAAAAAUCACCUACCCCGAGUUAAUUCACAUGAUAAACUCACUUGCUUUUUAUCUCAAAACUGUUAUCAAACUAUCCAAAGGAGACACAGCUUUUGUUCUCUCGACAAACUCAGUUCAAGUUCACAUUCUUUACUUAGCUCUGCUUUCCAUCGGGGUCAUAGUUUCACCCGCCAACCCACUCAAUACUGUGUCAGAAAUCUCCAGACAAAUCGAGUUAUCAAAUCCAGUGAUCGCUUUUGCAUUGAGCUCAACUAUCCACAAGCUCCCCAAGCUUCGUUAUGGGACAAUUCUCAUUGACUCCCCCGAGUUUAACUCAGCCAUGCAAAAGAAACCAAGGUUUAAUGAUCAGGAUAUCGACCGAGUUGAAGUGAAUCAAUCCAACUUAGCUGCCAUCAUGUACUCUUCAGGAACAACAGGAAAAGUCAAAGCAGUAAUGUUGACUCACCGGAAUUUAAUCUCAGUAAUUACCGGCUAUUACUCUGUUAAAGAAGUAAAUAAAGCAGCGUCGGUUGUGCUUCAUACCAUGCCGCUUUUUCAUGUGUUUGGGUUUUUUUAUUUUAUAAAAUCUGUUGCAUUAAGUGAAACGUUGGUAGUGAUGGGUCGUUUCGAUAUUGAGAAAACGGUGAAGGCGGUGGAGUAUUUUAGGGUGCAGCGGUUGGCGACGGCUCCGCCAGUGGUGGUGGCAAUGCUUAAGGGCGGGGUGACGGAGGGUUUUGAUAUGAGUUCGUUGGAAUGGGUCGGUUGUGGUGGUGCUCCGCUUGGUGAAGAUGUGAUCGCCGCGUUUACAGAGAAGUUUCCAAACGUCCUUCUUACUCAGGGUUAUGGAUUGACUGAAUCGGGAGGGGGAGUUUUUGGAUUUGUUGGUCGAGAGGCAUGUCAGCGGUGGGGCUCAGUGGGGAAGCUGGCAGCUUAUUGUGAAGCAAAAAUUGUAGAACCUAAAACUGGUGAAGCCUUGCCUCCAUGCAAACAAGGGGAGCUUUGGCUCAAAGGACCCUGUAUAAUGAAAGGAUAUGCUGCUGACCCUGAAGCAACUUCAGCAACUUUGGUAUCAGAUGGGUGGUUAAGAACCGGAGAUCUCUGUUAUAUUGAUGAAGAGGGCUUUAUGUUUGUGGUGGACAGGCUUAAGGAACUGAUUAAAUACAAGGGUUAUCAGGUAAUAUCUCAAGAUCAGCAGCAGCUGAUGAUCGAUGUAUUGAUGGAUUUUCUUGUGCAGGUCGCUCCUGUAGAACUGGAACAAUUGCUUCAGUCCCACCCUCAGAUAUCUGAUGCUGCAGUGAUACCAUACCCAGAUGAAGAAGCUGGCGAGAUUCCAAUGGCAUUUGUAUCAAGGCAGCCACAAAGCAGCCUCAGUGAAGCAGAAAUUAUGGAUUUUGUUGCAAAACAGGUUGCACCAUACAAGAAAAUAAGGCGUGUAGCAUUCAUUGAUUCCAUACCAAAGAAUCCAGCGGGCAAAAUAUUGAGAAAGGAGCUGAGGAAGAUUGCCAUCCCCUCUGCAGUGCCUUCAUCUAAGUUAUGAUAAUUUCUCUUCAAUUCCUGAUGUGAUUAUUAUUUAACUGUAGCUCCAGGGAGCAAUACUUGUUAAUUUUAGGUACUAAAUUCAGCUAGCAAUGAUCAUUUUAUAACAUCUGCAUGCUAAUGCAAAUGCAUCCAUGGCCGAAUCUCAACCACCAUUUUUUCCAGUUUUCAUGCAGAAUUUCUCUUGAAUCUGCCCGUUGAUCGUUCCGUUUUAACUUCAAAUUAAAAUGAAAAUGGUUGGAUUUCACCAAUUUAAUAUGUACUUAACAAGGAAUGACAUGAAAUUCAAGCAUUAAGCUUCCCACCUGCACCCCUAAAUCCUAAUGUCCGUCUCCCCCACCCUUGGACAA